Molecule: messenger RNA, 1371 nt
Organism: Parathielavia appendiculata
Lineage: Eukaryota; Fungi; Ascomycota; Sordariomycetes; Sordariales; Chaetomiaceae
Exons: 5
Coding region: 1-1182 (393 amino acids)
Source: RefSeq, a predicted model, not a curated record
AUGUUCUCCUCACUCUCCUUCCGGUCACAGAAACUGGACCUGGGCCAGCCUCAGAAACAACCAAGCCGGCCUCAAAGGACAUACACGAGGAUGUCUUUUAGACCUCUUUCCUUGGCGGGGUUCUUCCCGCCGAAGCCGGAACCUGGGACUCAGCAGGGUUCCCAUCCUUCCAUGAUUGAGCAAGUUAACAGUCCGGAGUUACAUGCAUGUGAUGGGACGGUUUCCCACGGAUUCGAAGAAGUUGCCACUUCCUCUAUCACUCAUGGGACGAUUAGGUCAGCGUCGUCCGUCGCAGAGACACAUGUUUCCCUCGCGAGGACACGGGCUGAGCGAUCAUCCGAUACGUGGAACGACACCGAGACAUUCGAAGUCGGAGAAGGCGAUGAAGAAUACUGGGAGGACGAUGGCGAGGAGAGCGACGAGGACGAUGAGCUGGACUCGACGGAUUCGUCUAAUACAGCCAAGCACGUCUGGCGGAGCGACGUGGAGAGAAUGCGGGUUGCCUUCAGGCGGGCCCGGGCCAGCGCUCGAAAGGUCGACCUCCACCGGGCCCCCUUCUUUCCCCAGACGCUUGACGGCUACGUCGGCCUCAAGGCCGACGGCAUCGAGGAGAAGGCGGCUCGGCUGCUGGCAAAGGUGGAGGCCAAGGAGAAGAUGCUGCGCGCGCUGGAGAAGGAUGAGCGCAACCCGCCUCGUGCUCCCCCAUCGACCCCCCCGACGCUGGCUACCCUCCCCCUGACCUACGCCGACGGCCACUCGGCAAUCCUCGCCCACCCCAAUAACCCCUUCACCCCCUCCCGCCGCCCGCCAACCUGCGACUGGCCGACGACAGCCGAGCUCACCAGCGAAGGCGACUCGCGCAUCAGGCGCUGCGACCCCGUUUCGGCUUCCUCCUACUACUACUUCCUCUCCUUCUCCUCGAACGAUACCACCACCAUCACCAACAACAACGAACCCAUUUUUGACGACGACAAGUACACUCCCGACGCUGACGCCGACGCCGACAUGGCUCCACCGGAAGCAGGACACGGAGCAGGAGCGUGGGGUAGACUAGGCCGCUACCUCCCAGUCCCGCGCCUCCGGGGCGUGAUUGACCCACGCCUCGGGCUGGCGCCGCAGGAAGUAGACGCGCUUGUGCGGGGGCAUGGCGCGGCGGGUAUGGUUGAAGAAAUGAGUCUUUGAUCGCGCCUGAGCAAGGCGCAUGGGAGUGGGAGAUGACCGGGUAGUCCGUCUUUUGGUGUGGGAGUUAGGAAGGCCAACUUUGUUGGUUUGGUUUUGCUGGUUGGAUGCCCGCCGCGGGGCGGUUAUCGCUCAUGACCAUUACGGUUCAGAGGCAGGCAGAGGAGGUUGACAAGUUGCCUGGCCAUGAUC